Saccostrea cuccullata (small rock oyster) is the source of this 844-nucleotide messenger RNA. RefSeq lists its product as uncharacterized. The transcript is spliced from 2 exons. NCBI's taxonomy places the organism in Eukaryota, Metazoa, Mollusca, Bivalvia, Ostreida, Ostreidae. Bases 5 to 844 code for a protein of 279 amino acids. The record is from RefSeq and is a predicted model, not a curated record.
AGAAAUGAUGGAAAAGAGUGCUCGAGGGAAAAGAGACGUAUGGCUUGUCACGUUACUUCCGUCUGCUGUACAGACGUCUACCAUUACCAUACCCGAUGUUAAUUAUAUCAAUUUAAUCUGUUGUGAAACAUCAGACAGAUUCUGGGUGAGUGGCGAAUCUAAACUUCUAAAGGUGGAUUCCAGAGGAAAUGUUCUAAUACGUCUUGUUGUUGGAUUAAGUGGAAUGUCCACUAACACAGAUGGAGAGCUUAUGUUUACAACGGGAAAUAGUGUUGAAAAAAUAGAGUCAAAUGGAAUCAUUACCACACUUUUCUCAACAAACGAUAUUAUAAAGUGUAUCUACUCCUCUUGCAUCAACGGCGACAUAUUGUUAGGGUUAAAUAAUACUGCAUUGGAUACCAGUAAAGUGACUAGGUAUGACGUGACGGGACAGAAGAUCCUGGAUAUUGAAGACCAAGGAGUGAAGCUGUAUAAUUACCCUAGCUACAUAACAGAGAACAUAAACGGGGAUAUCUGGACAUCUGAUACAGUUAAAGUGGUGGUGGUAAAUAAAUCAGGAAAACAUCGGUUUAACUACAGAGGUCAUCAGUCUCAUUACUUUAAUCCCAAAGGUAUCUGUACUGAUAUACUGGGACACGUACUGGUGUGUAAUAGUUCUUUAUUCCGUCCGAGCGUUCAUCUCCUGGAUCAGGACGGUCAGUUCCUAUCUCUGCUGCUGACUAAAGAACAUAAUAUACAUGAUCCCAGAAGUGUGUGCGUGGACGACAAGCACAACUUGUAUUUGGGACAGUAUGGCAGAAACAAAAUUAGAGUGUACAAAUAUAUUCAGGUCUCAGAUAAAUAG